Molecule: messenger RNA, 4902 nt
Organism: Centrocercus urophasianus (Greater sage-grouse)
Lineage: Eukaryota; Metazoa; Chordata; Aves; Galliformes; Phasianidae
Gene: FRRS1L
Product: ferric chelate reductase 1 like
Exons: 5
Coding region: 113-943 (276 amino acids)
Biological process (GO): regulation of glutamate receptor signaling pathway
Source: RefSeq, a predicted model, not a curated record
GAGUCAUAGAUCCUUCCUUAUCUGUCUCCUCUGUGCCUUACCUCACAAGUGAUUGUAGGUCAUUGCUGCAGGCAUUGCCUGUUUUGAUACUCUUCCCUUCCACACUCAAUGCAUGUUUUCUGUACUUCUUAAAGGAGAAAGUAUCCCUUCAGUAUCCAUUCCUAAAGCUGAGAAGUCAGAAUUCUCUCCCUUUCAGAUAUUCCGAGGGAUCCAAGCAUGCACGAAGAGCCAGCCGAAUGGAGAGCCCCAAGCCUUAGCUGAAUGCUCUGCUCCAUGUUCGUGCUGCCAAAGCUUACAUGGUUACCCUUUCCCUACUGCACCUCCUGUGGAUCCAUUUGCAAAAAUCAGAGUGGAUGACUGUGGAAAAACGAAGGGAUGCUUCAGGUACGGCAAACCUGGCUGUAAUGCAGAGACCUGUGACUACUUCCUAAGUUAUCGUAGAAUAGGAGCUGAUGUUGAAUUUGAGUUGAGUGCUGAUACCGAUGGCUGGGUCGCAGUGGGAUUUUCCUCAGACAAGAAAAUGGGAGGAGAUGAUGUCAUGGCUUGUGUUCAUGAUGAUAACGGAAGAGUCCGAAUACAGCACUUUUACAACGUUGGUCAGUGGGCUAAAGAAAUCCAGAGAAAUCCUGCUAGAGAUGAAGAGGGGGUUUUUGAAAACAAUCGUGUAACUUGUCGAUUCAAGCGUCCUGUAUACGUUCCCCGAGAGGAAACCAUUGUAGAUCUGCACUUGAAUUGGUACUAUCUGUUUGCCUGGGGUCCAGCAAUUCAGGGUUCUAUAACUCGUCACGAUAUAGACUCACCACCUGUAUCAGAGCGUGUGGUCAGUAUUUACAAGUAUGAAGAUAUUUUCAUGCCAUCAGCUGCCUAUCAGACCUUCUCUUCUCCAUUCUGUUUGCUCCUCAUUGUUGCACUGACCUUCUAUUUAUUGAUGGGAACCCCUUGACCUCUGGAAAGUAACGAGAAUUUGCCAGUGAAAGUUUCUCAGGAUGGUUGGAUAUAUGAUGGAUGAUGCAUAUUUCUAUUGGAAUUUAUAUCACACCACCAUUGUCAUCUAGCUGCUUUUGAACAUAGCUAGCUUCUCAGAAGAAUGAAAUCACCAUCUUUUGAGUGGCUGAGUGGUGACAAAUCAUGUAAGAAUAAUGAAUGAACAAAUAGGAGACGAUAUUCAGUGUUGUGACUACUUGCUUAACGAAGACUUUUGUAAAAUAAGUGCGUGUGUGUGUGUGUGUGUGUGUGUAGGUGUGUUUGGGAGGUGUGUCUGUAUGUGUGGUUAGGAGAGUUUCGUGAUGCACAUCUUAUCAAAUAACAAAAAACGCCUUCCAGAUCGCUUCUAGAAAGCAAAUUUGGGAAAAUAUUAUAAUGCCGUUUGGUACUUCUGGUGCAGAGAAAGUCCAAGUGUGGUUUCUGAACUUAGGAUCAGGAUGCUGACACUGCAGUAAAAAAGCUCCCCUUCCAUAAUGGAUAGUAGGAUGUUUUUUUCUAAUUAAUAUUGAUCAAGGUUUAUUUGCUCUGAUACUUUCAAAAACUAGCCUUGCAUAAUCAAGCAUGAACAGGAUUUUUUUAAUGGAAAGAAAUGAUCAAUGUCUUUAUAACAAUAGUGUUUCAACAACCUUCUUGAAAGAAAUACCUGCUUGUUUUGUGUGAGAUAUCUGCUUGUGUGAGAUAUUACAUUAUGUAAACAAAGGGAAAGGAGAAUGCAGUCAUUUGAAUUCUCCAUACAUAGGAAAAGCAAGUGUAAGCCACAGAGAACACUGAAGUUUCUAACAAGCCAUAGCACAUCCUCCCAAUCAAUGAAGAUUUUUUUUUAAUUUAAAAGUAGUAAUGUUGCUGAUGUGUAAAUAUGUUUUUAAAUAGUUGUGCAGUAGUACCAAGAAAUCUGUUUUUCUGUGUUGUGUUCUUGUAUAUCCUGUUCAUGUUAAAGGUGAAUAUGGGCAGCAGAUAUUUGCUUACAAAGAAAUGGAAAUAUAACUGAGAUUAUUUGUAAGGAGAGAUAGGAAUUAAUAAAAAGAUCAGUAUCUUUUGUUUCAUCAAAUCAUUGCUGAAAUGUAGCUACAGUGGAAAAGAUGGGUUAAAGAGGAAAUGCACUUCAAUUUUUUUAUCACCGAUAAAUUAUACAAAGAUGAAUGCUAAAUAUUAUCAAACUGUAAAGUGUCAAAAUAUAUUUGAGCCAUAGAAUAUUCUGAAAACUGAAUUUGUGUAGAGAAUUUCUGUCAUUCACGUGACAUGUAUAGGUGUAGCAUUUGAGUGUGUUUGGGUACAGCUGCUCAUUUGUUUCCCAAGUUGCAUUAUUGCACCAAAUUUCUCUCUAAUGUGAUGCACUUAAGGACUCUGUAAUGUAGGAUCUGCUAAAAUAUGUGAUAGACAUUCUUUGUAUUUUCAUUCCUGUAUAGUGUCAAAAAAAGUAACAAGCUUUGUUGGAUUUGCAUCAUUCUUCAUGGAAUGAAGUUAAUAGUUUUUUUUUAGGCUCUACAUUCUUGAAAGCAAUUCUUCCAGUAUGUGAAACAGGCUUGAAAAGGAAUAGCAAACUCUAUCACAAAUCCUUUAUUACCAUUUUUAGAGAAAGAUUUCUCAGAGACAUGUAACAUUUGCAUUGAUGUCUUUAAGGAUAUGUUUGUUUAAAAUUGCUGGACUAAGGUUAAAUAGGGGUGAAAAUAAUGCAAAUUGAAGUGAACUCUGAAGGUGCAUAUAGUAGCUUCUUUCGUGUAAAUUACCUUCCACAAGUUGAACAGCCAACUCACUAUCUGAUAAAAUAUGUAGUGGAAGCCACCUGAUAAGGAAGGUCAGCUUUGGACGUUCAUGAUUGUAAAACAGAGGUCUAAGAUUAGCAGAAACAGAGAGCUGAAGUCUUGGAUAAUGAGUUUUAUAGUAAGCAGCCAGGUGAAGUGAGGAAGUUAUUAGGGCUAAUUCCUUCUCUCCUGUGUUAAAGCAUAGGCAGUUUAGGGAGCUGAGAUACCACAGCCCCUUUUCUGAAAUUACAGCUACUCAAAGUAGCUCAGGGCUACUUUAGUUUAUGGCCUUAUUUACUGCAUUUCCCUGAUUACCCACUAAAAGGCUAAUCUAAUAACUGAAGCAUACUGAAGUGUGAUAGAAACCCAUUUGGGCUCCUUUAAUACAGUGCUGCACUUAGGGAUAGCCUGCUUAAACCUAGGCAGAGACAUAUGUUAAAUAUGGCAGUACUAAUACCAAGGUAAAUGUACAACACAGGUAUUGCUGCUUUGCGCUGUAAAGCACGCUGCAGGGAGUCAGAGCUGUGUAAAGGUUGAAAGUUCAGGCUCUAAAGCAAUAGUGAGGUCAGAGCUGAAGCACAGCCACUUAUGGGAAUGCCCAGUGCAAAGCAUAAACUGCUUCAGGCCACAGAUGUACCCAUGUUCUAAAUUAGGGUAGAAACACAGUUCCUUUCCCCCCCCAGGUUACUUUUAAGCAUUGUCUGGUGUUUUUGUUGUUGUAUUUUUCUCUUUUUGAAAUAUUAGCAGAGAUAUGCACUUCUAAAUGACCUUGAUCCUUGAGCUUCAAAAUACUUAAUUAGCACUAAUUAAGCAUUUCUGAUUAACUGGGAGGAAAUAAAAGUCCACAACAAGCAGCCAAGCAAUCUAUUAUUUGGCAUUUACAUUUAUGGCUGAGCUAUUAUUACUCCCUGGUAAACUGUUCUAAGAUUUUGUAUACUGCUUCACAGGUAUUAGAAAAGCAACUGUGCAUUCUCUAAGUGUUCAGCAGAAUGUUUAAGGAGAACUGAAUACUGAAAAUAAUGAUGAUAAAUUAGAAUCAGGAGGUAGGAUAAGUGGUGGGGUUUUUUUUGUUUUUUGUUUUUUUUUUUUCUUCAGAGAAGAAAGUUUGUUGUAUUGUGGCACUUUGUCUGGGAGUUGUAGGAAAAGCAGGACUGUGAGCUUUCCAAAUUCAGGAACACAAAGAAGGUACAAGCACUUGGAUGUGGGUAGUUGGGAGUAAAUACGAGAACAAAAAGGCUAUGAGAGAAAUGAAAAGGCUUUAAUUCAUUGGUGCUUAGCUUAAUAUGAUAACUAAUAAUUAUUAACAUUUAAGUGAACAUGGCAAAUAUUUUGUUUUUCAUGUUUUCUUUCCUAAUGCUUAAAAGUAGGAUUGAUCCCUGCUGUACAGUUACUACAAAGUAGCUCUCUUCAAAGCAAUUGAAAAUUGGAUCAUUUUUAGAUUCUCUAUGGUGACUACCAAUAAGCAGCUAUUAAAUAACACAUUUCCAAAGCACUUUAAUUUUGAGAGUGAGAAUAACUUGCUGCAGGGUAACGUAACACAGAAGCAGAGGCUUUAGAAAGGUUUACAGUACAGUGGUCUUUGGAAAUUUGAUUUGGUUGCUAAUUACAAAGAUAAUUAAUUAGAAAGACAAGACAGGAAAGGACCAUAAGGCAUUAAUUAGCAAUCUUGAAUAUAUUCUUUCCAUGCAGAACCAUAUUCAGCUCUGACCAUAGCUUGUUACGUUAACCAUAACACCUUCUGCUCACGCAGUCUGUCUUAUCUAUAACUUUGUAUACUUAAAGUUCAUAAGCUAUUUGAAGGAGCAGUCAGCUUCUUUAUGAUGGUGCCUAUCACAAAGGGACCUUGUGUUUUGACUGUAGUGUGUGACAGGUACUCCACUACAAAUACCAAGUUUGGCCUGAAAUAAUUUAGGCAUAAAUUUAAUUUAACCAUAAUUUAGGCACAGGAGAAAGAAACAGAGAAUAAAGACCUCUAUAAAGUUUGCUUUCCUUCAAUGGAAUCAAAUAACUUUAUGGAUAGUUGAGACACUUCUAGAUGCUACUUAUUUUUUCCCAAAUAAAAGCUUAACUGAUUUUAGAAUGUCGUUGGGUACGGGAUGAUGCUUUCAUCUACAGUUAUAAAGCGAAUUAUUCUGUUUCUGGAAGAUAAUGUUUUAAAUAGAUAUUUUGAAACCCC